Molecule: messenger RNA, 777 nt
Organism: Durio zibethinus
Lineage: Eukaryota; Viridiplantae; Streptophyta; Magnoliopsida; Malvales; Malvaceae
Source: RefSeq, a predicted model, not a curated record
GAACCCAAGUGCGACCAUAAACCGGUCUGGCCUUGCUCUCAGCCCUAGCAAUUGAUAAAUUUUCCAUUUCUUAAAAGUCGUUGGCACCAGCCAAAGAGGGAGAAAGAGAGUAAAGUUUGAAUAUUGAACAAAUAUGGAAGGAGGUGAAGGAGGGAGCUUAGUAAUCCUAGAAUCUGUGAUGAGUUCAGUGAGGACAACGCUAGUAAACAUUCAAAAUCUGAGUAAUCAUUUGCUGCAAUUCUUGUCUCUCUCAGAACCUGAUGUCCUUGCACAAACCCCCCUUCAACGCGCUCAGGCUUUCUUCUCGCUUGCCGAAGCCACUGCUACUCUUUUCACUUUGAGGUUGAGAUGCAGUGGUGUGCACCCAGAUGACCAUCCUAUUAAAUCAGAGCUUGAGAGAUUAAACUUGUAUCAAGGCAAGUUAGAGCGGUUCAUUGACUUAAGUAAAGCAACAUUGCGACCCUUAACUACCUUGAACUCUCAGGCAGCAGCCCGUUUCAUUGAGCAUUCUUUACCCGACCCGACCCCUGAGCAGAGACGAAGUACGAGGCAAAUCAGUAAAGGAGAGGGGCCAAGGAUCAAAUAUUCAGACAGUGGUGUUAAAAAGAAGCGAAAAUACCAAUCAUCUGAUAAGCAAUCUGCUCAAGAUGCUGCUAGAGAAUUUCUUGAGAAGAUGGCCCGUGAACUUUGUGAUGAUAAUAAAGAUGGUUUUAAGAGGCCUCUGCAGGUUGAUGCUUCAGAUGAUGACCUGCCUUUGAGCUGAUCCUCCAGUUAAUC